This is a messenger RNA of Zea mays, 5886 nucleotides long. RefSeq lists its product as uncharacterized. The transcript has 5 exons. Bases 4636 to 5292 code for a protein of 218 amino acids. The record is from RefSeq and is a predicted model, not a curated record. Lineage: Eukaryota; Viridiplantae; Streptophyta; Magnoliopsida; Poales; Poaceae.
ACAAUGAGAGCAGAGCACCAGCGUAACUAAUUAAUUCCUUACUUUCAGUUGAUCUUGCCCUGUGUUCUUACACUACAAGCUCACCCCCCGGGAACUCUCUUUUGGGGAUUCUAAAAGUUCACCUAAUAUGCUAGGUUGUGGUAUUAUUUUAGAUUACAUCUGAUUAAUGAUUUUUCAACUGAUGGUGUACAUUUGUUGCAUACUGGAUUUCUAACCCUGUUUAAAUAGGUAGCAACAGUUUGGAUCUUGUAAUAUAUGUGUUUGCCUGCUGCUAUUUAUGUUGGUAGACAUAUUUGCCUUUUAGCUCUGUUUGGAUAGGAAUUUAGUUUAUUAUUUACUGCAUGUAGUUUAGUUUACUAUUUACCGAUCGCAACCAAAAAAGCGAAAUAAGCCACUAGGCUCUACAUAUCGAUUGAGUGUUGCUUCGAUUAUUUCAUUUGUACAUGGCUAAUGAAGAAUCGCCAAAUUAAAAAAACAAGGAGGAGGAGGAGGAGGCAAGGAGGAGGUAUGCAUGCAAAGCCUGCAAACCAUGUGCCCUUAUGCAGACUUGUGAUCAAAUCACUAAACUUAUAGUUAGAACCCCAAUCCAUUGCAAAUUAUCUUAGGAUCAGUAUGUUUUUCCCCUUUUCUGUAGGGGAGAUGCUAACGGGGACAUCAAGGGCUUCACUGCAAGAAGGUAUCUGUAAUCCUUCUACCAAGUUUCAUAAUUUACAUAGUUGGAUUUUGUCAUUUUGAUGUUGUGUGACAUUCCAGUAGCUUCAUGAGUCAUUGUUCUCUUCUGUGAGUAUGGCAAAUAUUUGAUUUAUGCUUAGUUUACUUGCGUCCACAUGCUGAUGUUAACAAUCUUGUAAGCAUGAAUGAUUCUUCGAUGCAAAUUCAACCAAUUACUAAAUUGUAUAUGUCUCUGAGAUGCCUUUAGUUUAUUUUUUCCCAGUGAUUUAAGAUUCUGGCUUUUUGUUUAGUUUAAUUUUUAAGUGAUUUAAGAUCCUGACAUUUUGCUUUUUGCUACCAGGAAACAUAUAUGAUAUAAUUGUUAUUUACUUGUUUGCUGGACUAUAUGAAGCAAUGGCUUAUACCUAAAGAUUCAAGUUACUCUCGCAGGGUUCCAAGCUAAGCAGCACGGUUUUGCUCUCUAUAUUAGGUAAAGGAUCUAAGUUUCUUUGGUACUGAUGGCCUUUCUACCUCUUCCUGUAUGCAUACAAUUUUAGUUGGAUUUAUAAUUUAGGUGGAACGCUUAUCUUGUUUGUGAAAUUUUACCAGUAUAAUUAGUUACCGUAAAAUGGAUCUUAAAUGUUUAUAGAAUGUAUUUAGGUUGUUUACUCAAGAUCAAGCUCUAAAGCUCGUCAUCUGUAUUCUCUGGAACUCAAGACAAAUGCACAUCCUGCCAGAAUACCGUGUAUCCAUUGGAGAAGGUACAAAAAUGUUGUUUUAUUUUUGUAGCUCUGGCAAACAGUAGCACACAAAUACCAGCGUGUCAAAGAUGUGUAAGAAAACAAGUUUAACAACAUGACCAUAUAACCGCAACUGAUGUUUAUGUUAUUCAGACGUCGUUGGAAGGUGACUCAACGGGAUCAUGUAUUGUAAGAUCCAUUUCUCGCAGCUGUUCAAGGAGAAGGGCAGCUACAACCACCUCAUCUAGACGGCCAGACCAGGAAGAACGAGGUUGUGGAAGCCACACCGACACCACCGGUGGAUGCAAGCAUGACUGAACCGGAAGCAGCCCCGGAAUUGGCAUAGAGCGAAGAUUAGCAAUAACACGAAGAAAGAUGAAUGAAACAUGGAUUAUCAUGGUUUUAGUUUCAAUACCAAUAUAAUGUUUGAUUAUUUAUUCUAAUGAAACUCGAGGAUGCAUAAGACUCAACUCUGAAAUUACUACAAUUUUGAUAGAUAUAUGGGCAUGACAAACCCUCAUUAUAUGCCGAUGUAGCUCUUAGUUUAAACUCUGUACCACAUCCAAAACCUCAUGGUCAUCAAGUUAUAGGUUUUCUGUUAACUGGCUAUUGCCUGAUAUUUGGAUGUUGAUCUCUUGUCAUUUCCCAAUAGCUAUGUUCUCACCACUGGUUAGAUAAUUAAUAUAUCCAAUAGAUAUCUGCUUGAUAUAACAGAAAGAAAACAAGUUACUUAGCAUCUAACCAUAUUAAGCAGAUAUCUAUUGGAACUUGAAGAUCUCUAUGGAACAUGUGAUGUGGCUCUCAUUUAAGUUCUACGAUUUUCAUUGUCGUCGUGUUCUCUAGCGUUCUCUAAACUCAUAUUCACACCCACCUAACCAACAUAACAUAUAUAUAUUUGUAUUUUUGUUCUAUAUUUACUUUGUGUGGUCGUUGAUCUGUGUAGGCCGCGUCGUGGUUCAUCCUGAUGGGCUCAUCAAUUGGAUUCGUUGUGUGGAUCAAGUUAGAUUUUCCCCACUGGUGGUACUUGCAGUCACAGGAAAGCAAUAAGCUAGAUGAUCCAUCAUGCCUGCUCUUUCUAGGAUAUUCCAUCUAAUCAUGGCUCCCAUUCCUUAUAGGUAUCUAAUUCCAAUAUUGUAUGUCUUGGUUGAACUUGUGAAGGCGUUGCAAGCACAUAUCAUUAACUGGGAUAUUCAUAUGUUUGAUUAGGAGAUCGGCAAUACCACUCAGGUGCGUACAUCAAACUUGAAUGAGCCAAUGAGGAACUUGGCCGGGUUCAUACAAUUUUGUCUGAUAAAACCGGUACAUUAACCAGAAUGAAGAUGGUCAAAAUCUUGAUGUUUUCUUUGGUUGCAUCCGCAUCCUGGACUAUUCCUGACAGCAUCUGAACCAAUAUGCUGUUGUGGUUUGUUGUUAUUUUUUCUUAUUUAGUAGGAACCCAAGCGUCCAUCUAAUGGGUGGCUAUUAAAAUGCUUGAUAUGUUGUAGGUCACUUUCUGAAUUUAAAUAUCCAUAUCUACAUGGCAUUUGAUCUCUACUGUUUUAUUUUUUAAAGAAGGCACAUUUAGUAUAGAUAUAGAGGUGACAUUGUCAGCAUUGGGCUUGUUGGUAGCUUGAUAUAUGACAUGAUCAAUGCAGUUAUUUUGAUCCAUUACCGUUUUCUAUUUUGGGCGCAGACAGGUAGGAUAUGUACCGUUUUUUAAAAAAACUUGUGAUUCUCUUUGGAAUUAUUUUUGGCUAAGCAUGUACAUCAAGCCAUUUGCACUCAGAUUUUGAAUUUUUUUAUUAGCUUAAAAAUGUUAAGAAGCAAAUUGCACACCUGAUUACUUAGUGAUGGCAACAUGCUUGGCCUGUUUGUUCUAUCUUUUUCAAUGCCACUACUUUUUUUGGCUUCAGCUUGCCUAUCCUUGAUUGUUCUUUGUUCCAACCAAGCAGCAUCAUAUUUGAUAGGCUGGCAAAAAAUGGAAGGAUGUAUGAAGUUGAUACAACUAGGCACCUGAAUGAAUGUGGUGGGGCGGGCUUGCGAACAUUGGCACUAUCAUACAGGGUCCUUGAUGAAUUAGAAUAUUCUUCUUGGAAUGAUGAGUUCGCUGGAUCCGAGUGAUCUAGAUCCAGUAACCUCCUAUGACGCUUAGUUUAUAGUCAAAUUUGCAUCUGCGAGUGUAUCUCUGCUAGCUCUUAGCUGUUGAUUUACUAGCUAACAUGUUGGUUUUGCUGAUCCGCAGGCUGGUCAUCAGGGCAUGGAACGUAAGGACCACCACACAAUUCAUCCCGAGUUCCCGACCAAGGCUUUCAAGGCACACAAGGUUUAUUACCUCAAUGAGGUAAUCAUAUUUCUAAGUGAAACAUCGAAAUUGUUCAUCAAGUCCAAUUAAGAAAGGAUUAGGGAAAAGUUAAACUUAUUAUGUUAGAGUUUGCACAAGCAAUUUGUGUUGAGCCAUUGCACUUGGGCUAUUUUUCAGUUGUGUUGGUGUUUUCCUCCCUUGAACACGCUGUGUUGAGACAUUAUUAGAAUUUAUUUUCUGAAUGAACAAUAUUUUACCUAAUGCUCACUUUGUGAAUGAGAAAUAAACUAUUGUUGGUUCUGUCAUUAUAUGGAUUUUGCUUUUGACAACUAUUCUUAUAAUUUAAGUCAUAUUUGUUCUUGUCAUUAUUAUGUGGCAACAGUCUUGUAUCUGCAACAAAACAUCAUUGAGGGCAACAAAAUAACUUGGGUUUAAGCUCACAAAUAUUUCAGGUAUGAGGUGUACACGAUAUUACUUUUCUACUAAAAGUCAGGAGUCUGUCAACUCCUGAUCACCCAUUCUGAAAACUGUGUGGGUACUAUAUUCUUGUCUUGUCCUUUUAACUGCUCUCAUUUUUAAAAGUUGAUUAACCCUGAACCGUGUUAAGCACACUCUUAGAACUUCAAGUUGCUAAUUUCUUAGCUAAUGAACAGACUUGAGAGCAGUUUUCUGCCAUCCUCUCAGAAACUUAGGCUCCAUGUUUCAAAUCCGCCAUGUGUUUCUUUUAUUUGUUUGUUGGGAUUUGAGCUUCUCACAACCUCAUUGUAUAUAUACCUCUUUGUUGUUCAGUGAAGUGUACAUCAUUAUAUAUACCUUCUCAAUUCUCUAACUCCCGUUCCCAUGCCGGCCUCCCCUGGUACCCUCUGUUUCCCUGCCGCCACAACCCAUCUCGCCUAGCGCCGCGCCAGGCCGCUCCCUCGCCUCCUCUCCUUCUGCCCCUAGCUUCACCCCAUCCGUCGUCCGAUGCCAGCCGCCAGGAACCGCUCGGUUCUCUCGCAGGGGAGCCAGAGUUACAAGAGCGCGAAGGUGGCAGCGAAGAGGCUGGAAAAGGCAGCGCUCUCCUACAAAGGGGACGAACGGGUGCAGCUGUUGCGCCGGUGGCUCGUCGUGCUCAAGGAGACCCAGCGCGCGACCACGGUGGUUCGGGAGCCGCAACUUGGGGACAAUCCGGACCAGACUGCGCCCCUGCUGGAUUUGUACAUCGAUUACGACAGCGGUGCGGAGCCGAUGAACUUUUUCCAUGUCUUCCUCUACAGUCAAGCCCUCGAGUGUGUUGUUCUCUCCUUGAUUAGGGAAGCCCCAACUGAGGAAGAAGUUUCACUGGUCUCAGAAGUUUUUGGAAUGUGCCUUUCGGGAGGGAAGGAUGUGCACAAUGCACUCUUAAGUAGUGUAAAGGACCUGGCAAGGUUAUUCUCAAGUUAUAGUGACGAAGUGUUGGCAAAACGUGACGAGCUGCUUCAGUUUGCUCAGGGUGCGAUCUCAGGGCAAAAGAUAAAUGCUGACAUUGCAAGGUUCUGUCUUUUCUGUUGGGCAGUUGAAGGUGUUUGUAGUUCCAUUUUUGCGUGUCCAUGUUUACAUGCUUUAAAAACUAAAGCCUCUUUUUUCUUGAUUCCAGAUUAGAUAAUGAAAUUACUCAGUUGCAACAUCAGAUAAGUUCAAUGGAUGCGCUUCAUGCUACAUCAAUCGUCAAUCAGAAUAAAAAAGCUCAAACAGCCACUGAGGUAGCCCUUUUAAAGUUAUUCAGCCUGUACAACUGUGGGUUAUCCUUUCCUUCAAUAGAUGAAAUGGAGCACUGACACACAAUCUAUUUAUAAUAUUGAUUUGUUUCUCCUAGAUGUAGGGGUGGUAAUAUUGUCUAAACUUUAUGCAUAUAAAAUUUAAGGAUCAAAUCAGAUUAGGAUCAUGCUCUAUUUCUAUUCAUUUUUGAAAAUCCUAUAUAAGCAUGGUGAAAGUUGAGAAGAGAUAUUCUCAACAGAAACACCUUUACCAUGGAGGCCAUGGAUUUCCUAUAAACAAAUAGCUCCAGUGAGUAAAAUUAUAAAUGGGUAGUCAUAAGACGUGUAAACAUACCUAAAGCAGAGCAUAUAGUUCAGGAAUAUUCUCCACAAGUGUCUCAAAUAAUCAGAUCCAAGCAACCAUGAGCAUGACAAAAUUAAGUAUUAGGUAUGUAUUGUUUCAUUUGAUAAUUCUAGGAUGUUUGUACUUCACAUCAGA